Messenger RNA from Dama dama (fallow deer), 1668 nucleotides. RefSeq names its product G protein-coupled receptor 17 (gene GPR17). The coding region runs from base 207 to 1226 and encodes 339 amino acids. Gene Ontology annotation, cellular component: membrane. Gene Ontology annotation, molecular function: G protein-coupled receptor activity. The transcript has 2 exons. The record is from RefSeq and is a predicted model, not a curated record. Gene Ontology annotation, biological process: positive regulation of Rho protein signal transduction; phospholipase C-activating G protein-coupled receptor signaling pathway. Lineage: Eukaryota; Metazoa; Chordata; Mammalia; Artiodactyla; Cervidae.
AGAGGAGUGGCCCACCACACAGGGCACCCCUCAGGAAUGAAGCAGCCUUUCAGGGCCCGAGGGGGUGCAGCCUCCCUGCCUCUCCUUAAAUAGCCAGCCGGCCUCUACCCCAGCCACACGGAGCCACCACCCACCCACAGGCCGCAGCACACCUGCUGCCCCAGACCCGCUGUGAGAGGCUCAGUGCCUCUGCCUCUGGCUGAAGCAUGAAUGGCCUUGAGGAGGCCUCCCCAGGUAUACUGGCCAACUCCUCCCUGGCCCCUGUGGAGCAAUGCGGCCAAGAGACGCCCCUGGAAAACGUCCUCUUCGCCUCUUUCUACCUCCUGGAUUUCAUCCUCGCUUUUGUGGGCAACGCCCUGGCCCUGUGGCUCUUCAUCCGGGAUCACAAGUCCAGCACCCCUGCGAACGUGUUCCUGAUGCACCUGGCCGUCGCCGACCUGUCCUGCGUGCUGGUCCUCCCCACCCGCCUGGUCUACCACUUCUCAGGGAAUCACUGGCCCUUUGGGGAGAUUCCGUGCCGGCUCACGGGCUUCCUCUUCUACCUCAACAUGUAUGCCAGCAUCUACUUCCUCACCUGCAUCAGCGCUGACCGCUUCCUGGCCAUCGUGCACCCCGUCAAGUCCCUCAAGCUCCGCAGGCCGCUCCACGCCCACCUGGCCUGCGCCUUCCUCUGGGUGGUGGUGGCCGUGGCCAUGGCCCCGCUGCUGGUGAGCCCGCAGACCGUACGGACCAACCACACGGUGGUCUGCCUGCAGCUCUACAGGGAAAAGGCUUCCCAGCACGCCCUGGCGUCCCUGGCCGUGGCCUUCACCUUCCCAUUCGUCACCACGGUCACCUGCUACCUGCUGAUCAUCCGCAGCCUGCGGCAGGGCCCGCGCGUGGAGCGGCGCCUCAAGAACAAGGCGGUGCGCAUGAUCGCGGCGGUGCUGGCCAUCUUCCUGGUCUGCUUCGUGCCCUAUCACGUGCACCGCUCCGUCUACGUGCUGCGCUACCGCGGCCAGCGCACCUCCUGCGCCGCCCAGCGCGCGCUGGCGCUCGGCAACCGCAUCACCUCCUGCCUCACCAGCCUCAACGGCGCGCUCGACCCCGUCAUGUACUUCUUCGUGGCCGAGAAGUUCCGCGAUGCCCUGCGCAGCCUGCUGCGCGGCAAGCGGCUCCCAGGGCUACCCGCCAGUGCCGACGGCAGGACCAACGAGAGCUCGCUGAGCGCCAGGUCGGAGCUGUGAGCCUGGGCCCCGCCCGCUCCCCGACCCCACAGGGGCCGCCCCGCAGACCCGCCGAGGAGGAGGCCACCUCCCCUGAGAAAGGAGACCGAAACCCCAGCCGUUCACCGUCACCCGCUCCCAGGCCCGAACUCGUCACCCAGUGCCGAGUCCCGUCUUGGCUGUCAGCAGCCCCUGGCGAGGCAGCAGCGAAGGGCCCAGACGGCCACUUCUCUGCGGGCACGGGGCUGAUCCUGCUCACUCACAGCCACUAGACACCCAGUGACUUGGACCCCGCACCCCCCGCACCCGCCCCCCGGUGAUGGGCAAGGAAGCCAGAGGAACACUCCUGAACACUGAGCGUCUUUCUCUCCAAAGUGCCCCCUGCGAGGCUCUCGGCCUCCUUCUCGCAACAGAAACACAUGGCGGGGAAGCUCGGCAGAGAGAACACAGGAGACAAAGGGGA